Chinchilla lanigera (long-tailed chinchilla) is the source of this 1907-nucleotide messenger RNA. It is a transcript of the gene Phgdh, whose product is annotated as phosphoglycerate dehydrogenase. Lineage: Eukaryota; Metazoa; Chordata; Mammalia; Rodentia; Chinchillidae. Gene Ontology annotation, molecular function: phosphoglycerate dehydrogenase activity; NAD binding. The transcript has 12 exons. The coding region runs from base 132 to 1733 and encodes 533 amino acids. The record is from RefSeq and is a predicted model, not a curated record. Gene Ontology annotation, biological process: L-serine biosynthetic process.
GGGAGAUGGAAGGGGGAGCGGGAGACGGAGAAUCCUGCCCAGUUACCCGAGUCAGCCAGUGUGAACUGCAGCUUCUUGGCUGAAGCGCUCCUGUCCACCGAGAGCGGCAGACUCCGAUUCCUACUCUAGCGAUGGCCUUCGCAAAUCUGCGCAAAGUGCUCAUUAGUGACAGCCUGGACCCCUGCUGCCGAAAGAUCCUGCAAGAUGGAGGGCUGCAGGUGGUGGAGAAGCAGAACCUGAGCAAAGAGGAGCUGAUAGCCGAGCUGCAGGACUGUGAGGGCCUUAUUGUCCGCUCGGCCACCAAGGUCACCGCUGAUGUCAUCAAUGCAGCAGAGAAGCUCCUGGUGGUGGGAAGAGCUGGCACAGGUGUCGAUAACGUGGAUCUUGAGGCUGCAACAAGGAAAGGCAUCCUGGUCAUGAACACCCCCAAUGGGAACAGCCUCAGUGCUGCAGAGCUCACCUGUGGGAUGAUCAUGUGUCUAGCCAGGCAGAUUCCCCAAGCGACAGCUUCAAUGAAGGCUGGCAAAUGGGAGCGGAAGAAGUUCAUGGGAACAGAACUGAAUGGAAAGACGCUGGGGAUUCUUGGCCUGGGCAGAAUUGGAAGAGAGGUGGCCAUCCGGAUGCAGUCCUUUGGGAUGAAGACUAUAGGGUAUGACCCCAUCAUUUCUUCAGAAGUAUCAGCUUCUUUUGGGGUCCAGCAGCUGCCCCUGGAUGAGAUCUGGCCUCUCUGUGAUUUCAUUACUGUACACACGCCUCUCCUGCCCUCCACCACAGGUUUGCUGAAUGAAAGCACUUUCGCCCAGUGCAAGAAAGGUGUGCGUGUGGUCAACUGUGCCCGAGGAGGGAUUGUGGACGAAGGUGCCCUGCUACGUGCCCUGCAGUCGGGUCAGUGUGCUGGAGCCGCACUGGAUGUGUUCACAGAGGAGCCACCCCGAGAUCAAGCCUUGGUGGACCAUGAGAAUGUCAUCAGCUGUCCCCAUCUGGGUGCCAGCACCAAGGAAGCCCAGAGCCGCUGUGGGGAGGAAAUAGCCAUCCAGUUCGUGGACAUGGUGAAGGGGAAGUCCUUAGCAGGGGUUGUAAAUGCACAGGCCCUUACCAGUGCCUUCUCUCCUCACACCAAGCCUUGGAUUAGUCUGGCAGAAGCUCUGGGGACACUGAUGCAGGCCUGGGCUGGCUCCCCCAAAGGGACCAUCCAGGUGGUGACACAGGGAAUAUCUUUGAAGAAUGCUGGGAACUGCCUCAGUCCUGCAGUCAUUGUCGGCCUCCUAAAGAAAGCUUCCCAGGAGACGGAUGUGAACUUGGUGAACGCCAAGCUGCUGGUGAAAGAGGCUGGCCUCAGUGUGACCACUUCCCACACCCCUGCUGCCCCGGGGGAGCAGGACCAUGAGGAAUGCCUUCUGACCGUGGCCCUGGCAGGUGCCCCCUACCAGGCUGUGGGCUCAGUCCAGGGCACCACACCUGUGCUGCAGGCACUCAGUGGAGCAGUCUUCCGGCCAGAAGUGCCUCUCCGCCGGGGCCUGCCUAUGCUGCUGUUCCAAACUCGGCACUCCACUCCUGCAGUGCUGCCUACCAUGAUUGGUCUCCUGGCUGAGGCAGGUGUGCAGCUGCUAUCCUACCAGACUUCCGUGGUGUCAGAUGGGGAGACCUGGCAUGUCAUGGGCAUCUCCUCCCUACUGCCCAGCCUGGAAGUAUGGAAGAAGCAGGUGUCUGAGGUCUUCCAGUUCUACUUCUAACCUUGGAGUUCACCAGUCCCAGCUUUGGGGGCUUCUCUGAAGAAACUUAACCACUGUAAAUAGUAAGGAGAGGCGAUCAACAUUGCUGGGGCUGAAUAGAGUCUGGUGCUGCUCUGCUGCAAUCCUCUGGCCCUGCAGUAAGGCAGUAACCAUCGAAUAAAGAGCCUGCUCCCA